Messenger RNA from Microplitis mediator, 1515 nucleotides. Its product is annotated as venom acid phosphatase Acph-1-like. The transcript is spliced from 6 exons. NCBI's taxonomy places the organism in Eukaryota, Metazoa, Arthropoda, Insecta, Hymenoptera, Braconidae. Gene Ontology annotation, biological process: dephosphorylation. Gene Ontology annotation, molecular function: phosphatase activity. The coding region runs from base 226 to 1371 and encodes 381 amino acids. The record is from RefSeq and is a predicted model, not a curated record.
CUCAGGAUAAUAUUUCUUCAGAUUAUUUAUUUAUUAAUUAAUUAAAUACUUGCUUCGAUUCACUGAGCUCAUUGUAAAUUAACUCAUUGCAGUUCAUUCAGCAGCCGAUCAAUGAUGAACUUUAUCUCGUAAAAUUUGUUAAUAGAAAAAAAGUGGAUGUGUAUUCAUUGCUUAUAACUUCCGUGUACUAUUAAUCGUUGAGUAUUUGAAACUAUUGAUCUAGCCAUGGUGUUCAAAAUAUUUUCACUUCUAGUCAUUAUUAAUUUAUUCACAAAAAUCGAAUCGACGAAACCGAAAAUUGAAUUUCUUGCUGUGGUUUUCCGUCACGGCGAUAGAGCGCCUGAUAAUGGACGAGAACAAUAUCCCAACGAUCCAUACAAAGACUAUGAAUACUUCCCGGAAGGCCAUGGAGGAUUAACUAAUCUCGGAAAAAAAAGAGAGUACGAUCUGGGCAGUCAUCUUCGCAGUCUCUACAAUGACUUCUUGGGAGAAAAUUACAAUCCAAAAAAAUUGGCAGCACGUAGUACUGAGUACGACAGAGCAAAAAUGUCCUUACAGUUGGUGUUGAGCUCUUUGUAUCCGCCAAAAGGCACUCAGGUUUGGAAUAAAUAUCUAAACUGGCAGCCGAUUCCUUACACCUAUGAGCCCGGUGACAAUGACAUUCUUAUGAUACCUGAAGAAUGUCCUCAGUUUUUGGAAGAAUUGAAGCGAAUUAAAGAACUACCAGAAGUUAAAAAGGAAGUGAAUAAAAUGCGGCCUUUUAUGCAAAAGCUUUCGUUACUGUCGGGUAAAAUUAUAAGUACAACAACAGACUUUUAUGACAUGUAUCAUAAUUUAAUGGCCGAGUAUAUUAUGGGACUCGAAUUACCCAAAUGGACUCAGGGAAUUUUUCCUCGCGGCCCGUUGUGGGACGGAAUUAUUCUCGAUUACAACAUAACUCAUUACAAUGAGAAGCUCAGACGACUGAACGGCGGAAUGUUCAUUAGACAUUUCACAGACAUGAUGUCUAAAAUAGUAAACAACGCAACUGAUAAAGGACCAAAGAUUAAUUUAUUUAGUGGACAUGAAACAAAUGUAGCAUCUCUUUUAAAUACUCUCGGUAUAUUUGAACCGCACGUGCCCUCGUACAGUAGCGGUGUAAUCGUGGAAUUACUUCGCAACGAGACUGACUACUACGUGGGAUUGCGGCAUUACCUGGGGAUCCCGUCCAAGUCGAUAGAGAAACAACUUCCAGGAUGCAGUAUUCCGUGUCCGUUCAAAGAGUUCAUGAGAUUAAUGAGCAAUUUGAUACCAUCGGACGAAGAAAUGAUUUGUCCGAAAGGCGAAUCGCUCUAUCGGGUGGCGACCAUCAACACUGAGGGUCUAGAAUAAUUUUAAUUAGAUCUUAAAUAAUUAUAAUGUUCUGAUAUAAUUGUGUAUAUUAUUAUUACAUAAUUAUAUAUAGAUAAUUAAUUAAAUAAAAAAUAUUUUGCUAUAAAAACCACUUAGGAAAAUACCGUCCCGGACCCUGUAAAA